AUGACAACCUCUAAGAUUUCAACUUCUAAGAUUUCAACCUCGGACCAGCAAGGUAGAAACGUGAGGUGCAUAAAUGGUACAUCAGGGUCUAAUAGGACCAUAAAUUCCAGGAAGACGGUCUCAGUGGUGACCGAUACUGCAAAGGAGGUCCCGAUGUCUAGAAGAAAGAAUUUGCCUAGAAAGAAACACCCCGUAAAUGAGGAUCUUCCGUCUGGACAAAUUGUUCCUGAUAUUUCAUCUAGAAACGGCUAUCCAUGCCUGACGUAUCUUCCACUAGUAAAGUUGAUGAAAACAUCUGCAGCAGCAGCUUUUAUACCGAUCCUUCUGGUGACAUGCUAUUUUCGAAAAGCUCGGCAUUAUCUUCCUGGAUUCAAUGUAAUUGGCGGAGAUGCUCUGAGUGCUAUUUUGAAGAAAAAGCUUCAGGAAUUGACAAGCAGAAUCGAGUCAUCCAACUGCAAUAUCAUCAUAGAGGGGACUUCUACUAGCCUUACACCCACUUUGAAAAAUUCAGUGCCGGCGACCACAACAUCGGCAGCACAUAACGAAAGGCUUCCGGUGGAUCAAGAUAAUGAUAUUGCAUAUAGCUCAGGUGACUUGGACCGAUCUUCUGACAACCUGGCGCAUGAUUGGAGAAGGAAGUGGCAGCAGUCCGAAGAAAUCGAAGAGCAAAAUGCAGCCUGCAGCAGCAGCGAGACUGGCAUAGAAGUCGAUAACCGACAUCCUGUCCUGCUUUCAGCUCUUGAACCUGCUGUCACUAGCGCUGGCUGCUCGAGUAGCAGAAACUGCACCACAACAUCGAUGUCGGAUCAAGAUCAAGAAGUGUUAAAUGGGGCCUCCGGAAGCGAGUCUCGGACAGAAAUCGGUACGGAGUUAACCGACUCAGCAUCUUCCAAACCUGCGGGAGAAACGAACGGAACGCUUUCAACUAUGGCAUCAAAUUCCACGGACUAUAAACAGUCAAUCAAAUGGGAAGCCGAUUUUGUGAAAAUGGUGCUAAAAGAUUCUGAGCUAUUGUUCAAAGAAUAUGCAUCGGGUCAGACCGAAAAGGUAAUGACCCUGAAGGCCUUCAAUCAACUCGAGCAUCCGAAUGGAACAGAGAGAAACGGAGAAGACUACAAGCUUGCACAAAAGCUUUUGCCCGAUUACGUGAGUGAAUGCUUGGAGGCGAGGUACCGAAAGGUUCUGGUCGGAAGCUGCAAAGGACGUGUUAACUGGGAAAAAACGAUACAGCAACCGGAUCGGUUGGACGACAAGUUGAGCAAAGAGAUUUCGGGCUGGAAAAGCAUGGGGGACACAAUGGUGGAUGAUAUUGUAGACAUGGACAUGAGCACAAAGCAUGGGAGAUGGCUGGAUUUUGACAUGGAAGCAUUGGAACAGGGUGUGGAGAUUCAGAAGAACAUACUAACUUCAUUAGUUGAUGAAUUAGUUUCUGAUUUAUCAUUUUAAGGCUGCUUUGAGAUUAGGGUAAU
Molecule: messenger RNA, 1469 nt
Organism: Hibiscus syriacus
Lineage: Eukaryota; Viridiplantae; Streptophyta; Magnoliopsida; Malvales; Malvaceae
Exons: 4
Coding region: 1-1446 (481 amino acids)
Source: RefSeq, a predicted model, not a curated record